ACUGCGAAACGACGACGGCGAAAUCAGCGACUCCUGGCAGCGGUUCCGGAGGAAACAGGGCGGCGCCGCCGCCAUCUUGCCGAGCGCUCCAGGGUGCUGAGAUGGCGGACUCCCCGCUGGCGGACAUCAAGCCCGGCAGCCCGACGCAGCUGCAGAAGGUCUCGUCCAUGCAAGGGGGAAGCAUGAACAGGACCACGCCUCCCUUGGGCGCCGUCGUGAACGCGACCACGGUGCCCUUGGCUCCGGGCGGCUGUCCCAGCAACCCACCGGGACUCGCCGUGGCGCGGUCCCUGUCGCCGCCGUCGGACUCUAACCCUGGCUCGUCGUGCACGGGGGUCUCGUCCAGCACCGCCAACAACGGGACCACGGCCAACGGACCCGUGCUGGCCGCCGCCGUGGCGUCUCCGGCCGGCACGUCCCCGCUGACGUCUUCCGCGGACGGCGCGCCGACGGCCGGGAGCCUCCUGCUGGGCGCCCGGCAGCUGAACAAGGUCAAGAGGUUCCUGACGACGCUGCAGCAGUUCGGCAGCGACGUUGCUCCCGACGUCGGGGAGAGGGUGCACGCCCUCAUCCUGGGACUCGUGAGUUCCACCAUCACCAUCGAAGACUUCCACCAGAGCAUCCAAGAGAUCACCAAUUACCCACUGAGGCCCUUCGUCGUGCCUUUCCUCAAGUCGCAUUUGCCCCUGCUCCAGACGGAAGUGCUGCACUACGCCCGGGCGGCCAAGCAGACGCCCUCGCAGUACCUGCGUCAGCACGAGCAGCAACUCCUCCUGCUACUCGACCCGGUGCCCGGGGCAUCGGAGCCGCCGCCUUUCGGGGACAUCUUCUUCCAGCCGGAAGCUGCGCACAGGGACCUCAAGAGGAGGACCAGCAGCGCCAAUCUGGACAGGCGGCCCAAGGAGAAUGGCCACUGCAGCAGCGGCUCGUCGUCGACCGGCGUCCUUGCCGACACGGAUAUCGCGCCUCCGUCGGCCAAGCGUCCAGGACUGUCCAGUCCCACCACCAGGCUGAGUCCGGCGGCCACAGCGGCCCACACCUUCCGGUUCGACGACGUUCCCGCGGUCCCGUUGUUUCGAGACCGGUUCGACCGGUUCGACCGCUUCGACAGGGAUUCGUCGGACCGGUUCUACAGGCCCUCGUGCUACGGGAUGCUCCACAGAGACUACCCGGAGGACAGGGACAUGGAGGACGAGUGGAAGAACAUAAACACAAUGCUCAACUGUAUCCUGGGCAUGGUGGAGAAGACCAAACGCGCCCUAGCCAUCCUGCAGCACCGCAGCCAGGCCGAGAGGCACGAGUUCCCGUCCCCCGUGUGGCCCGGCAGCGGGCGCCGGCACAUGGACGACCUGGACCUCAAGAAGAGAGACCUGAUGACGUCGCACCACCACUACAAGACCGCCUCCGCCGAGAUGGACAGGGUCUCCGAAGUGCGCCGCAGGGCAGAGGAAGCGGUUCACGAGGUGAAGCGCCAGGCCGUGGCCGAGCUGCAGAAGGCCGUGUCCGCGGCCGAGUCCAAGGCCAGCGAGCUGGUGGCCGCCGAGCGGACAAAGAUGGAGAGGCUCAUCGGCGAGGCUCGGAGGCAGGCCGCCGAGGAGGCCCUUGCCGCCGUCAACCACCAGGAGGACUCCACCGAGCACUGCUGGAACUGCGGGCGCAAGGCGAGCGAGACGUGCAGCGGCUGCAACGUGGCGCGCUACUGCGGCGCCUUCUGCCAGCACAAGGACUGGGAGAACCACCACCGGGUGUGCGGGCAGCAGCCCUCGUCCAGCCCCAGCAGCAGCUCCUGCGUGCUGGCCGCGGGCAAGCGCAGUCCGUCGCCGCCCUCCGCCGCCAGGAGGGCCGAGGCCAAGGCGGACGUCGCCAGGCACUAGGCACGGGCCGCUCUAAGGACGUCCCCCCACCCCACGCAGCUCGUACAUUGCGCAGAAGACGUUCCCUGCAGACACCAUGAGUUCUGCGGACACGCGUCAAGCAUGUUUGUUUCAUGUGUGCUUCGAACAUGUUUGCGGAGAGUUCUUGCGCGACGAACGAGACAGUCGUACGAAGAAGACCUCAGACGGUGUCUCUGUUUUGUAGGACGUAUUUGCAGCGUGGCCGCGUGUUAAGGGGGAAAUCUUCCCGAAGGGUCUUUGGACUGUCCGUAUUCAUACCCAUUUCGCGUUCAUCUAGAAAACAUCGUGCUGACAAGGACCGGGGAGCACGGAGCGUGUGUAACGGAAACCACGUGACGUCACGGCGCGCGUGACCUUAUAAUUGCACGUGACGCCAAGACGUCGCGUGGUGUCAGGAUGUAAGGUGAUGUCCCUAUGAGCAAUGGUCCCUAUGGACCCCAUGCGUAAAAUGUAACUCUGGAAUCUGACACUGGAGCCUAACGAUAUUUUUUUUCCGUAGAACUGAGACAUGCAUAAAGGCCCGUUCACACACUUGCAACCGAGUAAGACAGAGAAAGACCGGUCCUAAGAUGUUGCAGGAGGCUUAAAAACCGGUCUGGCCUCUGCCGGUCUUACUCGCCCAGUGGUGUGCCCUAUAACCAUCAAACAAGCUAAUUCUACUGCAUCUGCAAUCGGUGUUUUUUUUGCUUUUUAAUGGCCUACCAUUGGUUUACUUGGUUUUCCAAGUAUCUUGUCGUUUUGCACAUUGAAGCGUCAGAAACGACUGGUACCGGAUGACCCGGCUUGUUGCGUGUACAUAGUAAUUUCUUUAUUGAUAAAACUUACUCAAUAACUCCGGAAGAAGCAUCCCUUUGGACAACCCUUAGGAGACAAUCCGAAGGACUUUUAUCACCAUCAUUGAAGGAGUUUCGUUACACACCAUAGAAUCUUAGAGCUCCCACGCUUACUGGCUCUUGUCAAAUGUGUUCCUUAAUGACGCAAUUGGCUAAUCCCUUCCUACGAAACCCUUAGAUGAGAAUUCACAGAAAAAAAAUUGCUUUCAAAUAUACGGACAACCAAAGAAACCUUUUUGGGGAGGAUUUUUCUUAGAGUAUCGCGACGCCCGAAGGAGGCCCGAGACAAAAUCUUCGGGCGAACUAGUCCUGCCAUUCUGGUGCACUCUUAGCCUCCUCUUUAUGACGUUGCAGACUCGCUUGUGUUCUUUUCUUUCGUGUUUUUUUUUUAAUGUUUCAUCGUCAUGUUUGUUAGUGUCGCCUCAUCCGGAUGAACUGUCUCAAGACAAGCGAAGGGGAGCAACAAACCAAAGUAGACAUACGUCUUUGUCAUAUGACAAUCGGAGUGACUAGUCUCAGAGCAUGGUUGUGCACCAAUACAACCCAGAAAACAAAGCAUGCGCCACCCCCCUCUCCCAAACGCCAUCUCUAGUGAAUCCACACAGUGCCUAACCUGUGUCUGUACCGCCGCCAUCGCACCUUGCAGCGUUUCAAAACGAGCGCAGGCAUCAAUGCGGAACGCAAGUUCGUCUGCUUCUUGCGCAAGUAGUUCCGGUGACAUCAGAAUGGCGAGUUCUGAUUGGCUCUGAUUAGAAGGAUAGAGGGUAGAACCUCAAGGCAGCUAGCACUGAGGUCUACCCAUUAUCCUUCCAAUCAGAGCCAAUCAGAGCUUGGCGUUUUGACGUUACCGCAACCCCUGCGCAAAAAGCAGACAUUGGCGUUUUGACGUCAAGCCCGUGUGCUCGAAGCAGACAACUUUGCGCUCCUCAUACAGACGCUCUCGCCGAGCUUCAGUGUGUGUGCCGCUUGGUUGGGGAUCCACUCAUGAUGACGUCAUGCGCAGACUUUGUCUUCUAAGUGGUAUUGGCUGGAGCAAAAGUGCGAAGAAGGGACGCUCGAGUCCACAGGAUCCCGCCGGAGACGCCAUGAGGAAGACCUUCCACCACGGAAACCGUGGUUGGGCUUUUUUUCUCCCUACUUUGACGUCGAAUCUCUGAACAGAUCGUGACACAAAGAGUCCAAUCUCAUAUAAAGCAAAAGCCAAAGUUACGAAUUUCGCCGGUUCGACGAAAGAACGGCUUUUAUGCGGUCAACGCGGUGAAGGACAGUGGGUAGACCAUUACGCAUUGUCGACCAUGUCCCCUCGAGUUCACCAAAGGCACGUUUCAUGUGUGCGUGUGUCUGUGCUAAGUUCUGGUGGAACAACUUUUAUUUUUUCUUUUGUUGUUGCUUUGUUCCGCAGAGUGAGAGGCCAUCGUCAGCUCAACUUUCCAAAGUUUUACUAGUGUCUUGUGACUUUUUUUUUUCCCCUUCCGAACGGGUCUUUUCCCUUCAGGUUAACGAAAAGAGACGCGGUGCAUCUAGUCCCGAACAGCACUUAGAACCAAAGCAGACCAGUGUGUAAAGAACACACUUGUGAGAACGUUGAUGUCUACGACUAUAAACUAGUGUAAGUGCGGUUUCAUCGACUGAACGCGUCUGGUCAGCAAAGGCUGUGCUUCAGCAGCUCCCUAGCAGCAGACAAAGAAUUAAGCGUGGCACAUGGCGCGUGUACCCAGAUAUCUGUACGCAUCGUGGAACCCCAGUUGGAUAACCAGACAUACAAUAGACAUAUUAAAUUUUUGAAAAAAAAAAUGAAGAAGGAAGAGAAUUACGACCUGCAAAUGAAUACACCGAGGUCAUACUGAUAGACAUUCCUCUCUCAAUCCCUUCUCUUUCUCAACUUGGCUCCAGGAGAGUUGCGAUAUGAAAGUCGGCCUAGAGCCACUAAAAAAGCUACGGUUAAGGUGUCAGCGCUCCAUUCCGCGAUUCUUCCUUGGGCGCCGCCAUUUUGAUGCUUGGUGCGCAGUGUUUUAACAUUUCUCGAAUACGGAACAGCGUUUCGUGUGAGUUUAGAGAAAGCUUUGGAUAACUGGCAACACUGAUUUUAAGUGCGAAGUUGGUUAAAGGGGUACUCCGGCAUUUUGUUUAUAGUCUUCGAUUUACCUAAACACACCAACAAACAUCACUAAUAUAGUGACCCAAAUAUUUUCCCUAGAAGUUAUUGAAUUUCCAAUUUUAGUCUUCAACCCUUUUUUUGUGUGUCUUUUUUUUUAGGUAAAAGUUUCUACAAUCAACAGUGAAAAAUUGACGUCAGCGGAAGUCAGGGGUUCACUAUUUGGACGUAGACUUUGUUCCCAACUGAUCAUAAGCAGUUUCAUGGUGUCCAAUGAAAGUUUUGGAAGCUCACAUCAGCACCCGCAGAGCAGCGCGAAACAAAUGUUCGGCAUAGUCCAUUUUUUGACUGCCCACUCGACCUGCGAGCCUGCCAUCCCCUGAAGCACGGCACUGAAAAUCGCGGGUAUAUUUGAAUGUUGGUUUUGGCAUCCCUUUCACUUGCCGAUUUCAUAAUAACUAUUCUGGAUUUCGCGAUAUAAAUAGCAUACCGGAAAGGGUGAAGGCCGGUGAUUCCGAGAAUAUAGUUAUUUGGGGUAGCUCAAGAACAGACCGCCUGGUGAUAGUUACAAAAAAGGGCGAGGAGAGGAAUCAUACUUUUGGUUUGUAGGCUAGGUGGCGCAAGUUAGCGCCCGUUAUGAAGAGUGUGCAGCCGUUAGCGUCCAUCCAUCUGGUGGCUGAAGUGUCUUUACUCUAAUCCGUAGCUUACUUGGUGUCUCUAGUUCCAACAGGAGAACGGCAUUUGCAGUAGGCUUCCGGCGCGUUCGGACGUUUCCUUUGUUACCGGUCCGGUUUCUUUUCUGACCUUCGAUUUGCUGUCUGUUCUGAGCAGGCCUUCAGCGUUUCACGUCCAUAAAAAAAAAGAUAGUUAAGCAUACAGCUCUAAUCCCGUGGUUUGAACACUCGCCAAGGUUCUUCUGUUGCUUUGUUCGGGCCAGGGCCCUGCACGCUCGCUCGUUCUGUUCGUCCAGCUAGUCUGAAGGUUUGGGUCCGGUGCUGCUAGUCAAGAAAGGAAACGGCGCUGUCAUGUCUCCAGCCGCGACGACAAAACGGCAGAUAAUGAAUGUCUACGCAGAUCUAUGUAGAAUGUAUAAUAUAAACUAUGUAUAUAACCUGUCUUCCUAGUGAAAGCCCGCUGCGUUGUUCGUAUUAUAGGUGGUGAGACUUACCCCCGAGGAUCGACGAAUCUCCUUUUUCUUCGUUUGUGGAUGGUAUAUGUUAUUCGAGUUCCAGGAAGCCGAUUCCCGAUGUAUUUGAAAGAUGUUACAGUAGUAAAAUUACACUGCGUGGGCUGGACAGCGCAGAGAUUGUGACACUACAUCAGGUUGCUUUGUAAGAAAUCUGCGCGGUCUUCUCGAACCUCCCAAGGUGGUAGACAACCAUGGACCUCGAAUAUUCUACAUGGACCACGCCGUCCAUCUGUAGGACGAAGCAGAAGCUCGGUGAUAGAAGUGUUGGCGCAGCUAGUCAUUGUUGUUUUGCUUUGUUCUUUCGAAUAAGGCGAUAACAUCUGCGCGCGCGCCGUCUGCGUUUUUUUGCAUGAUACCCGUUUGGUGCAUUGACCGACCGAUGACUGCUGUUUCGUGAAAGUCAUUUUUUUGUUUCUUAUUUUCAUCAGAAAACUAAAGUAGAAUACGGGCAGACGAACGGCUCUCAUCGAACACUCAAGUAGAAAACAAAAAUUAUUACAAAGUGGAUCCUUUUCAAAAUUCGAGUCGGCCAUUGUUUGGGGACGUAGCCCGAGUGUGUGUUGGACACUCUGAUCCAAUCACACACUUCUUGCCCAAGAAAUGGCGUCUGAAAAUGUUGCUUCAUGGGGUCUUGAAAAGGGUCUAUUAUCAAACCUUGUGCUGCGUAAGAAGAAGAAAAGUGAGUAGAAUAAAUUAUUACGAAUCACGAAGGAAGAGUCAUAAAUUCGUCAGAAACAUACGCCCGACCCGCGAAACAUCGAAUGGUCAGGAGCCUUAGAAUAAUUGAUGUUGUCCAUCUUUCAACUCCUCGGUUGAGUUGGAAGCUGCAAGUGGAUAAUGGGACGUUGUCUCUUUACCGCUUUCUGGGAAAAAAAUAAACAAAUAAAAGGUUCGAAACACUGUAUUCGGAAGAAAUGUGGGAGUUAAUCGUGAACGGGAAUAAACGGUCGGUGCUGUUCCUCUUGUUCUGGCGUUUAGUGGCGCCACUGUGUCUCGCCGUCGACGGUGGAAAGACGAAUGUGUUCUGUACAUUUGUGUGCGUUUUUUGUAAAGUACAGAGUAGAAGAUGCUUUUCCAUCGACAUGAGAAAAAAUAAAAAAAUUCUUUUUUCCACUA
Molecule: messenger RNA, 7128 nt
Organism: Ixodes scapularis (black-legged tick)
Lineage: Eukaryota; Metazoa; Arthropoda; Arachnida; Ixodida; Ixodidae
Gene: nvy
Product: protein CBFA2T3
Exons: 9
Coding region: 102-1874 (590 amino acids)
Biological process (GO): negative regulation of DNA-templated transcription; DNA-templated transcription
Cellular component (GO): nucleus
Molecular function (GO): transcription corepressor activity
Source: RefSeq, a predicted model, not a curated record